Molecule: messenger RNA, 10217 nt
Organism: Mustela erminea (ermine)
Lineage: Eukaryota; Metazoa; Chordata; Mammalia; Carnivora; Mustelidae
Gene: LIFR
Product: LIF receptor subunit alpha
Exons: 20
Coding region: 382-3675 (1097 amino acids)
Biological process (GO): positive regulation of cell population proliferation; cytokine-mediated signaling pathway
Cellular component (GO): external side of plasma membrane; signaling receptor complex; membrane
Molecular function (GO): oncostatin-M receptor activity; ciliary neurotrophic factor receptor binding; leukemia inhibitory factor receptor activity
Source: RefSeq, a predicted model, not a curated record
CCGCCGAGCGGCGUGCAGGCACCGCCCCCGCGCGCCGCAGUCCCGGCUGAAGCGUCUUGGCCGUGGCCGUGGCCGUUAGCGUUGCCUCCAGCAGGCUCUGGCGGCGGCGGCGACUCCCGGGCUCGCGGAAGGCAGUGGGCGGCCCCAAGCCCGUGGCCGCCUGGAGCAGCCCGGCGCUGGGGCAGGGGAGGCGAGGGCGGCGGCGGCGGCGGCGGCGGCGGGGCGGCGGGUUGUGCCCGGCCCCCCCUCCUCCUCGCCUCCAGUCCCCGGGCGACUGCGGACUCCGGGCAGCCCCCGGGCGGCGGCCGACGCGGCCGAGCGGACGGCGGGGGAUGGCGAGAUAAGCGGCGCGGCAGCGGCCCGACUGACUGCUUUGCACGGAUGAUGAACCUUUCCUCACGUUUAAGAAGACCCUCCUGGGUGAUGGAUAGUAAAAGAAUGGGGAUGACACCACAUUUCCAGUGGCUCUUACUAACAUUUAUUCUCCUGUACUUAAUGAACCAAGUAAAUAGCCAGAAGAGAGGGGCCCCUCGUGAUUUGAAGUGCGUAACUAACAAUCUGCGGGUGUGGGACUGUUCUUGGAAAGCACCCUCUGGAGCAGGCCAUGGUACUGUUUAUGAAGUUUGCAUUGAGAACAGGUCUCAUUCUUGUUAUCAGUCAGAGAAAACAAAUACUAAGCUCCCUGCUCUUCCACCUGGUGAUCAUGAAAUAACAAUAAACCGUCUGUAUGAUUUUGGAAAUCUUAUAAGUAAAUUCACACUAAAUGAAAAAAAUGUUUCUUUAAUUCCGGACACUCCAGAGAUCUUGAAUUUGUCUGCUGAUUUCUCAACUUCCACUUUACACCUAAAAUGGAAUGACAGGGGUUCUGUUUUUCCACAUCACUCAAAUGUCAUCUGGGAAAUCAAAAUUCUACGUAAAGAAAAUAAGGAAGUCAUAAAAUUAGUGACCCACAACACAACUGUGAAUGGUAAAGAUACAGUUCACCACUGGAGUUGGACCUCAGACAUGCCCUUGGAGUGCACCACUCAUUCUGUGGGAAUUAGGUGCUAUGUUGACGAUCUUCAUUUCUCUGGUCGCAAAGAGUGGAGUGACUGGAGCCCACUGAAGAACAUUUCUUGGUCACCUGAUUCCCAGACUAAGGUUUUUCCUCAAGACAAAGUGAUACGUGUAGGCUCAGAUAUAAUAUUUUGUUGUGUGACUCAAGAAAAAGUGUUAUCAGCACAGAUUGGCCAAACAAAUUGUCCCCUUAUCCAUCUUGAUGGGGAAAAUGUCGCGAUCAAGAUCCGUAAUAUUUCUGUUUCUGCUAAUAGUGGAACAAAUGUGGUUUUUACAACAGAAGAUAACAUAUUUGGGACUGUUAUUUUCGCAGGAUAUCCACCUGAUAUUCCUCAAAAACUGAAUUGUGAGACCUCUGAUUUAAAAGAGAUUGUCUGUACUUGGAAUCCAGGAAGACCAACCGCAUUGGUGGGCCCACGCAAUACAAGUUACACUUUAUUUGAAAGUUUUUCAGGGAAAUAUGUUAGAUUUAAAAGAGUUGAAGCGCCAACAAAUGAAAGCUAUCAGUUAUUCUUUCAAAUGCGUCCAAAUCAAGAAAUAUAUAAUUUUACUUUGAAUGCUCGCAAUCCUCUGGGUCGAUCUGAAUCAACUAUUUUAGUUAACAUAACUGAGAAAGUCUGCCCUCGUAUUCCUACUUCAAUCAAAGUGAAGGAUAUUAAUUCAACAGCUGUUACACUUUCCUGGCAUUUACCAGGCAACUUUGGAAAGAUUAAACUUUUAUGUCAAAUUGAAAUUAACAAAACUAACUCAGUCCAAGAAUUGCGGAAUGUCACAAUCAAAGGAGUAGAAAAUUCAAGUUAUCUUGUAGCUGUGGACAAGUUAAAUCCGUAUACCAUAUAUACUUUCCGGAUUCGCUGUUCUACUGAAACUUUCUGGAAAUGGAGCAAAUGGAGCAAUGAAAAAAAAUACUUAACCACAGAAGCCAUUCCUUCAAAGGGACCAGAUACGUGGAGAGAGUGGAGUUCCGAUGGAAAAAAUUUGAUAAUCUACUGGAAGCCUUUACCCAUUAAUGAAGCAAAUGGGAAAAUACUUUCUUAUAAUGUAUCCUGUUUGCUUGAUGAGGAGACACAGUCCCUUUCUGAGAUCCCUGAUCCUCAACACAAGGCAGAACUACAACUUGAUAAAAACGACUACAUCAUCAGUGUGGUGGCAAAAAAUUCUGUUGGCUCAUCGCCACCUUCUAAAAUAGCUAGCAUGGAAAUUCCAAACGAUGAUCUCAAAGUAGAGCAGGCUGUCGGAAUGGGAAAUGGAAUUCUCCUCACUUGGAAUUACGAUCCCAAUAUGACUUGUGACUAUGUUAUUAAAUGGUGUAACUCAUCUCGGUCUGAACCCUGCCUUAUGGACUGGAAAAAAGUCCCUUCAAACAGCACUGAAACUGUAAUAGAAUCUGAUCAGUUUCGACCUGGUGUAAGAUACAAUUUUUUUCUGUAUGGGUGCAGAAACCAAGGAUAUCAGUUACUCCGUUCUAUAAUUGGAUAUAUAGAAGAACUGGCCCCGACUGUUGCGCCAAAUUUCACUGUUGAGGACACAUCUGCAGAUUCGAUACUAGUAAAAUGGGAAGAUAUUCCCGUGGAAGAGCUCAGAGGCUUUUUAAGAGGAUAUUUAUUUUACUUUGAAAAAGGAGAGAGAGACACAUCUAAAAUAAGGAGUUUGGAAUCCGGUCGGUCAGACAUAAAGAUUAAGAACAUUACUGACCUAUCCCAGAAGACACUGAGAAUUGCUGAUCUUCAGGGUAAAACAAGUUACCAUCUGGUCCUGCGAGCCUACACAGAUGGUGGCAUGGGCCCAGAGAAGAGCAUGUUUGUGGUGACGAAGGAAAAUUCUGUGGGGUUAAUAAUCGCCAUUCUCAUCCCAGUGGCCGUGGCUGUCAUCGUGGGAGUGGUCACGAGCAUCCUUUGCUAUCGGAAACGAGAAUGGAUCAAAGAAACCUUCUACCCUGAUAUUCCAAAUCCAGAGAAUUGUAAAGCUUUGCAGUUUCAGAAGAGUGUCUGUGAGGGAAACAAUGCUCUCAAAACUUUGGAAAUGAAUCCUUGUACCCCAAAUAAUGUUGAGGUUCUGGAAACUCGAUCAAUGGUUCCGAAAAUAGAAGACACGGAAAUCAUCUCUCCGGUAGCGGAGCGGCAGGAGGAGAGCUGUGAUGCAGACGCCGAGAACCACGUGGUCGUGUCCUACUGCCCCCCUGUCAUUGAGGAGGAAACGGCGCAGCCGGGUGCAGAGGAGGCCGGAGGGACCUCUCAGGUCGUGUACAUCGAUAUCCAGUCUAUGUACCAGCCUCAGGCGAAACCAGAGGAAGAUCAAGACAGUGACCCUGUCGGGGGCGCUGGCUAUAAGCCCCAGAUGCACCUGCCGGUCCCUGCUACUGGGGAAGACCUGGGCGCGGAGGACGACUUAGAUAAAACUGCCGGUUACAGACCUCAGGCAAAUGUCAAUACUUGGCACUUAGUGUCUCCAGAUUCUCCCAGGUCCACAGACAGCACCAGUGAAAUGGUCUCUUUCGGAAGCCCCUGCUCCAUUAACUCCCGGCAGUUUUUGAUCCCUCCUAAAGACGAAGACUCCCCGAAAUCGAAUGGGGGAGGGUGGUCCUUCACAAACUUUUUUCAGAACAAACCCAACGACUAACAGAGCCACCGCGUCACUUCAGUCUGCCAUCUCAGUAAGCUCUCCGUUCUGGCGCUCCCGGGCCAGCACUGGGCAUCUUGGAGGGAUCCUGUGAAGUACUGUUGGCGAGGGGGAUCUUCUCGCACGCAAGUCACACUCCAAGCGUCCCUGUGCUUUCAGUGUAGUUACAGCCCAAGUAGAGUCACUCACAGAUUCGGUCCAUGCAGCUCAAGUCUUGGAGCGGUCCGUGAUCGGAGCCAGAAUGUUCCCACGGGCUCUCCCUUCAGGAAGUACUUCCUGGCGGAUACUGUCCAGUCCGCACAUGCAAAACAAGUCCCCCAGCCGCGUGUUCUGUUCUGCUAGUGGUUUUCUCAUACGGAUGCUGUGGAAUUGCAAGCCGAUUCACAGGCACGGGAGAAAGUCGUCAGUGUACCAGAUGAUGUUUAUUUGCCUGACACUUGCUCCAUUCUAGAUGAAAACCAAGCACAGAUUUCAGAACUUUCAACAUGAGUCUCCUCUGUCCACAGCAUUUACAAAAAAUUAAUAUAAUUUCUGAUGCAGUGACCGCUAUGUAGUGUUCGUUUGAUACAAAGUAUGCUGAUUCUGUGCCUACUGUAUAAUGGUUUUCAGAUAGUUUUCUCAGGGGUACAAACUUUGAAAAUGAGCAUGACACUGACCAGCCCAAAUUACAGUCAUGUUGUCUUUGCUUUGGGAGGUUUUGCAAAUCUUUUCCUUACCCCGUAGCUUGCAUGUGAACUUCCUUUAUUGCAUUUGGUUGCGCUGACAUUUAAGACCGAAAUUUCUAAGCCUGGAGACCUUAGGUUUUUUUUAAAUUGGUUUUCUUAUGACACAGUGACCGUGUUAUAGGAGCAAAUCCAACAUUACUGAGAAACAGAAUUGCAGUGAUUGUUUGAGGGGAAACCUGCGCAGACGCUCGCUGCAUUAGCUGUACGGUUCCGACUAGCUUCAGUGCCUCCCCAGGACACCAGGCAGUGGUGACCUUUGACACAUCAUAGCGAAGGUUCCUUUUGAUCAGGCAUUUUAGCAGUUUUGCCUUUUGAAAUGAUCAUCAGGCUAGACUGUUUAAACCCAGUCUUAAAAUUUUUAAAUCUAAAACUUAGAAGGUGAUGCCUCCUCCACGGACAGUUCCUCAAGGGCUAUGGUGUAUGGACUGUGGCCAGGUCCGUUUGAAUCAGCGGGUGUACCUGUGUCAGCUUUGUGAGCUGUCUGUGACCAUGUGUCUUCACAGCUGCCUCUGCCUGUCCUUGCUUUUCCUAAGUGAGGUCUAGAAUGAACGUGGUUUUUUGAAAAGCAGAAUGAAAAACUAAAAAGUGUAUAUUACACAUUUUCCCUACCCCCAUGGAUAUUUUAUUUUUUGGUAGUUAAGGCAAAGUAUCAGAAAAUUGAAAUACCUGAAUACAUCAAGAUGUGCUUGUUUUGUUUCGUUUUGUUUCUUUUUUUAAUCCUCUGAGGUUCUGUGAUGAUAAUGGAUUGGUUAUCCUUUUGUCCUAGGUCCUCAUGUUUCUUUAUAAAAACCACGUCAUGGAAAAAAGCCACAAGGCGACAAGAGCCAAAAUCCAUUUGGGUACUCUCUGAAUCCUGAUUUUAAUUGCUAGAAUUCACCUAAAUUCUUGAGCUUCAUGAUAUAUGGACACAUGGAAUGAAAUAGAAACUGAACUAAUUAUGUUCACAUUUGGUAGACGUUAAAACCGUGUAAUGGCUCCUAGAGAUUUUCAGCGAUGAAAAACAUCUCAAACCAGAUCCAUCCCUGACAGUUUGCUGCUCUCCUUUUUCCUCUCAGGCUUCUGUCCUCAGCCUGCACCCCAGGUGCUCAGACCGGGGGCUCCCUGCAUUCCUGCUGAAGCUUGUCUUUUCUCUCCCCUCCUGCCCCAGGCUCCUGCCUCGUUCCCCCUUGAAACCAGUGGAUCCCGUACUUCAUCUCUUGAGGAUAAGUGUUGGCUAGAGUAGAAGUUGGUGGGUCUGAGCUACACUAAACCGAGAAUGGGAAAGGUCUAGAAGAGAGUAUUGGACCUCUGUCUUCAGUAUAUAUUGCAUUGCAGCUCUGGUUCCAGUGCCCUUUCUGACCUACAGAAUGGCUCAUUUGUUUGGCUUAUGGUGAAUAUCACUGGGCUCUUGAGUCCUUUCUCUCCAAGACUCAGUGUCUCUCCUGCAUGAAAAAGGGUCGGAGUGCUGCUCACCUCUCUCCCUGCCCCUGGAGUUCGUACACAGUGAUCCUCACUUGGUGAAUGCGAAGCACAACACCACUGUUAGUCUGGGCAAGCCCCUUAUAACUUGCUGUAUACCUGGAAAUACGUGGUUUAGGGCUGAGGCCAAAGCAGAUUGCUUGUCCUUCCCCACUAAAUUGAAGACAACUAGACCCACUGUGCAAAUCCGAAGUCAUUACCUCUCUCCCCACCCCCGUUUCCCACCCUACCUGGGCAUGUGGGGGCGGCCUCAACAUAGGGAGAGAAGACACUGCCCUUUGUCACAUACCCAGUUGUUGGUGGCACUGGAGACCCUGGGUAAAUGUGCACUGUUUGUCAACACCAGGACCGUACUCGGAUGUGAAAAGCAGUCGGAGUUGGUCAUGCUCUGUCCAGUCAUUUUAGCUCCUCUGCCUGGGGGAGGGGAAACUAAAGGCUAGUUGGAAGGGGAGGUUAGAUGUGUUCCCUUCAGCCCUUCCCGACUGGCAGAGUAAUGGGGAGAUGCCCCUUUCCUCAACUAAAGCCUAGUCAUUGAUUAGAAAACUCCUAAGUAUCUGGACUCAUCUGUGCCUCACCAUGUCUCUUGAAUUGUAGUCUGUCUCAGGACACGUUUUCCUGUCUCGGAUAAGCCAGUUCACUUACAAACCGGUUUCAGAUCAAGCUUCCCUUGUGGGAAAUGGAGAUUCUGGUGGUGAUUAUGACUGCACUUCUCUUGUGAGUGGCCCUCCUAGACAAACAGUACUAUAAAAAUCCUCUUAGAAGACUUAGCUAGACUUCUGACAUUAGGUAGAGCUUGUGCAUUACGUGUGCAUGGAUUAGUACCCAGAUACAGUUGAAGUCAUCUGUGUGUUGAACGACAGAAGCCUGGAUUUGAGAUUGUGGCCCUGGGUAUCUGGAUAGUUGUGUGCUCACGUGCUUCGGUGACAGAGGUGCUGUGUUCCAACAGCUUAGACUCUGAAGUAGCCAUUCACGGAAAAGGUUAAGGGCGGAAGGAUCAGCCCUGUUUUCCAUACCAGCAUUACUUCAUGGCUCAUGGAUCUGAAGGACUGCUUUUAGAACGUCUGGUACUAUCGCACUCGGGAACUGUGGUCAGAGUCACAUUGUUAAAACUUGAGGCAGCUUGGUAUUCUUGUGGGAAAUCAUUAGUCCUGUAAUUUCUUAAUUGUCUUCAUACAGACCAUGUAUAAAGAACAUGACAGUCCUCUCUGAAUAAUCAGAUGUAGGUUAGUGAAGGAGACUAGGGAAUAUUUUCUUUCAAAAGGAAUUUGAAAUCAGUUUUAUAGUAUUUCUUAAAGUACUCCCUAACAUACCAAAAUGCAGAUGUUAUCUCAGAUUUUUUGACUGCUCAGGCACAUAAUCUGAUAAGGCUCUUUUUUUUCUGUUUAAAGUAAUUUUUAUUAUUUUCUGUUUUCAACCAUUUAAAGUUUGCAUACCUUUUAUACAAUGCCCUUUAUUUCUUGAAAGUCUAAUAUUAGGCAUCGCAGAAGUCAGAUGUGAGAUCAUUAGCUAAUUCCAAAGACAGCUAGGUACAUGGUGGAAAUUCAGUGAGUGAGUGUUUAUUGACUGAGUCCCAUUCCAGAAUGUGCAGUUUUCACAAGGGAUGCUUUAUACUAGCAUCUAGCCUGUGUAGAGCCGAGACUAUUGACUGAAAAGAUUGAAUCUACUCAAGAAGUAGCUCCAGUUUGGGUGAGAACUUGGGACAGACUCCGGCAAAAGCGUCACUAGAUUCUUAGUCCUCCCUCAUCGUGAGGAUCCACAGUGACAUUUUAUUUAAUGUGUACAAAACUUGGGAUGUGUCUGUACCAACCACCAUCGUUCUAGCAAACCAACCAGACAUCGAUGUGUGAGCUUAACUAUAAGGACUCAUGCAUUCACUUGAUAAACCAUUUCUUCAAAGCAUUUAUUUUAAACUGGUAUUUCCCGCUGAAACAAAAUCGCAAGGUACCAACGCCUAUCCUACCUUUCAGAUCCAGAAGAAAAUUUCUCAUAGAAGAAAAUGAUUUUCUAAACUUACUGGGAAUGCAUCCUUUAGACAAGACCUUAGAGAAUCAUUGGAAAUCACUGGGGUUAAAUUUGGUCCAUUUAGGUCUUUGUGGAUUAUGUACCAAGGCUAAUAUUUAAACCUCUUAUUCUGACAGGGUGGUGAGAUUUUUCUUUUUCAAUUUGUGCCUUUGUCUUAACUAUUACAUGGUCACAUUCAUGCCAGUUACAAUGCAAAUGAGCUAUUUUUAGUGCCUAUAUGGAGGAUUAAGAACACUCAGUGAACUGAUAGUGCAGGCUUUAUUGUGUGUGGUAAAAUUGCACAGGCUGUGAUUAGAUCUAAAUAUAUUCAAAUUCUCAAAAUUACAUUACUGAGUUAUGACAGCUUUCUGUUAUCCUUAACUAUGAUUAGUGCUUGUUUCUCCCUGUAUUAAGAAAGUUAGUAUUUGGGGAUUAUAAGUGUCCAAGUUACAGACAGAAUUUACCUAUGGAAGAUAAAUUCUAACUGUGCAACAUUUUUAUGAAAAUUUAAAGUGUUUUAAGAGGGAAGCCUUCUGCAUGUCUUCAUUACAGGUGCCUAGCUGAACUACAGAAACAUUCAAAAUCUCAAAUAAGUAAGCUAUCACUGAUUAAAUAUUAACCAAAUACAAAACAGUAAUAACUUAUAUUACUUUUUGAUUGCUAUAACUGACUACCUUAAAAACUCAGAGAUGUGAUGGGGAAAAUUAAUAUUUCACUGAUAAGGAAACUAAUUUGUAUUACACUUACUGUAUAUCCUUAAUAUUUCCUUUGUAAUAACUAAUCAGAACUUUAAAAACCUAAACAGCAGCAGACCUUAUGUUGCCCUUAAGCCAAAAAUACUUUGUAUACUUGGUUGAAUGGCUUAUUUAAAUGUUUAGAAUUUCCUUACACAUUGAAAAUAUACUUCCCUUCAGAAUUAUUCCAUUUUAAAGGUAGGUAAUUUCCAAUUUCUGAACUUACUGUUCCUCCUAAACAUUCCAUUUCAGAAAGAUUUCUAGGUGGUAAUACAAUUUGCAUUGAAACAUGGACAAUUUGAUUGUUAUGAUCAAUUGCCAAAAUACAGUUAAACCUAACAGUCAAAUUGAACAUAGAAAACAAUAUUUUGUUACUGAUUUGAUAAUGAUUUGAUAGUGAUUUUCAUUAAAAAAAAAAAGUUUCAAAUACUUGACCCCCAGUUGGAUUCCAAAACUUUCUCCCAUUAUUUAUGAUACACCCUUCUAUUUAAUUUUUUCCUUCCAACAUAAUGUUUUGGAGAAAGGUGAAUAUGUUGUGAAUAGUUGAAGACAAAACACAGUAACAAACCCUUACUCUGUUUGUUGUUGGGAAAGAGUAGGUAUUCUAUCCGACCUUGGCAUUUGUGCUUUCCUAUUAUUUUCUCAGAAAAGGAGCAUGGCUUUUUCUUAAGUAAAUUUCAGUUUAAAAUUGCUUGAAAAAGAUUGGCCUGGAUAGAAAGACAUCCGAAAUUUGAGAUGGUACCACCUUACAAGUAUCCAAAGGUUGAAAAUCAUUGAAAAAUACCCCACUAUUCCAAAGGGACGUGUUGCCUUCUCUUCUCUCUCAUUAGUCGGCCCUAAGUCAGAGGUCGUCUUCACGUUUAGGAAAUUGCCAUUUUUUUACUCUCAAAAUUGCAUUAUAGUGAAUUACUGUUUACAAAAUACACAUACUGUGAACAGAUAGAAGUUUUGUCUUUUAUAAGGUUGUCUGUAGAAUGAGUGUCUUUUUAAAGGGGUUGUUAUAUGUUAAAUAUUUUCAUUUUUUUUAUAAAUACUAGUAACUGUUUACUAACUUUUUGUUUGGUCAGGUGUGUGCAAAUGUAGCUGAAAGAUAGGGAGAAGCCGCACAUCCAAAACCGGUCCCGUUUUCAUUUCUUGAAAUGUUACCACUAGACUUUUUUUUUUAACCCGAAUUAUCUUCUGUGAUGUUGUAUACCUAAAAUCAUGCUUACUCAUAUAAGGAAACCUUUAAAUACACAGGUAGAGGCACCAAACUAUAUAUUGGUGUGAUUCACAGAAUUUCGAGUUUAAUGGAAUAAAAUAACUCCACUUAACAGAGAUGACAACUGAAGUAUUUUCCACCUUGUGAAAACUGGGGAGAUUAUGUUGGUGUUAGAAGGAAAAAUUUGAAUAUUUUAUAUCCUCGUAUAAUUUCAGAAUUUAGUUUCCAUAUCUUUUGGAGAACAUGGUUAUAUCCAGAACAUGAAAUAUAAGUAACCUAUUACUAAGACACCUUAAACAUAAAACUAGUAUGCUUGGCUGUUAACUCUAAAGAUGUUACUUAUGUUUGUUUUUAAAAUGCAUGUAUUUAACAGUUUUAUCAUAGUAUUGUCAUGGAAAAAUAAAUAUAUUUUCUUACAACUUA